This is a messenger RNA of Macroventuria anomochaeta, 5439 nucleotides long. RefSeq lists its product as uncharacterized. Gene Ontology annotation, cellular component: nucleus; Mre11 complex. NCBI's taxonomy places the organism in Eukaryota, Fungi, Ascomycota, Dothideomycetes, Pleosporales, Didymellaceae. Gene Ontology annotation, molecular function: manganese ion binding; 3'-5'-DNA exonuclease activity; DNA endonuclease activity. The record is from RefSeq and is a predicted model, not a curated record. Bases 1 to 5439 code for a protein of 1812 amino acids. Gene Ontology annotation, biological process: double-strand break repair via nonhomologous end joining; mitotic intra-S DNA damage checkpoint signaling; telomere maintenance. The transcript is spliced from 7 exons.
AUGGAUGGUGAGCUGACAAAACAUACAGGUGCUGAUACCAUUCGUAUACUUGUCGCCACAGACAGUCAUGUCGGUUACAACGAACGCGAUGCGUACCGCCAGGACGACAGCUGGAAGACCUUCGACGAAGUGAUGUCUCUGGCGAAGGAGCAUGACGUCGAUAUGGUCUUGCACGCUGGAGACCUUUUCCACGAAAACAAGCCGUCACGGAAGUCGAUGUACCAUGUCAUGCGCUCGAUUCGUCAGAAUUGUCUGGGAGAGAAGCCUUGCGAGCUGGAAAUGCUGAGCGACGCAAGCGAGAACUUCGGCGGCAUCUUCGACCAUGUGAACUACGAAGACGAGGAUAUAAAUGUCGCCAUACCGGUAUUCGCAAUUCACGGCAACCACGAUGAUCCUUCCGGUGAAGGAUCGUUCUCACCACUGGACCUAUUGCAAGCGUCUGGUCUGGUCAACUACUUUGGACGAACUCCAGAAGUUGAUAAGAUUGCGGUCAAGCCAGUGCUCCUUCAGAAAGGUCGUACAAAGCUCGCGCUGUAUGGACUCAGUAACGUCCGUGACGAACGAUUGUUUCAUACAUGGCGAGACGGCAACGUCAAGUUCUUCCAACCUGGUAUACAGAAGGAUGAGUGGUUCAACAUCAUGAGUGUCCAUCAGAACCAUCAUGCGCACACACCCACCAGCUACUUGCCGGAAAACUUCCUGCCUGACUUCAUGGACCUUGUCGUCUGGGGUCACGAGCACGAGUGCCUGAUUGACCCGCGCUACAACCCUGAAAUGGGCUUUCAUGUUAUGCAGCCAGGGUCCUCUGUUGCCACCUCAUUGAUGCCUGGAGAAGCCGUACCGAAGCAUGUUGCUAUUCUGAGUAUCACUGGAAAGGAGUUUACAUCGGAAAGCAUACGCCUGAAGUCGGUUCGUCCCUUCAUCAUGAAGGAGAUCGUGUUGGCGGAGGAGAAGGAAAUCAAGGAAAAAGAGCUUUGGCGAAUAUCGGACAAUCGCGCAAAGAUUACACAACAUCUCAACCAAAUUGUCGAGGAUCUUAUCGAAGAAGCUAAGAGAGAGUGGCUCGAGCUUCAGGACGAUCGCGAUGAGAAUGAGGAAGUAGAAGUUCCUCGGCCUCUGGUGCGCCUGCGCGUGGAAUACACAGCGCCUCAACCGGGCGAGUUCAACGUCGAGAACCCACAGCGCUUCUCGAAUCGAUUUAUGGACCGCGUCGCCAACGUGAACGAUAUCGUUCAAUUCCACCGCAAGAAGAAGGCACCUACUCGCACACUCAAGAACAGCGCUGAAAUGCCUGACGAAAAGGUCAUGGCGGAAAUCACACUAAGUACAGUGGGAGUGGACAAACUUGUCAAAGAAUUUCUCACAGCACAAUCUUUGACAAUCUUGCCGCAGAACUCGUUUGGAGAUGCCGUGUCGCAAUUCGUCAACAAGGAUGACAAGCAUGCCAUGGAACAGUUCGUGAAUGAGAGCCUGAAAAACCAGCUCAAGCACUUGAUGGACGCGAACGAAGUCGACGAGUCCGAGAUCGCAAAUGAAAUGGAGCAGUACCGAUCGCGAUUAGAGGAUCUUUUUGCUUCGGGGCAGCUCAAGAAGACUCGCAAGUCCAAAACCAAACCAAAGCCAGUAACGUGGGACAGCGAAGAAGACGGGCCAUGGAACGACCAACCUGGAGCCCUGAUACGUUCAGACAACGAAGCUGAGAAGGACGAUGACGACCUGGGCUCUAUACCAACACGAAAACCUGCUGCGCGCGGCCGUGCAAAAGCUACAGGAGCCACUCGUCAAACGGCAGCGACGAAGAAGGCCGCUCCAGCUGCUAAGGGCACACGUGGCAAGAAGAAGGUUGUGGAGGAAGAGGAGGAAGAAGAUGAGGAUGGCGAUGCAAUCAUGAUUAGUGACGACGACGAAGAAAGCGCGGAAGACCUUUUCGUAAAGCCAGCGAAGAAGGCGCCUGCAAAGAAGGCGGCGCCAGCUGCAAAAGCACCAGCUAGGGUGAAGUCGCCUGUCAAGAAGACACCGGUACCUGCGCGGACGAGAGCGCCAGCAGUGAGCAAGCAGACUGCGUUGAACUUCUCCCAACCUUCCACACAACGCAGUCAGCCUACGCAAGGUACUGCGUCACGAAGAAAGAAGGCUGCUGAACCCAGCGAUGACGAGAUAUCCGAUGAUGACGAUGCAUUCGAGCCUGCGCCGACCACAAGGGCUGCCCGCAGGAGGCGUGUUAUUUUAGCUCGGCGUUGCGCGAAAAAUUCCAUCUGCAUGUUCGCGAUGUCUUCUGUAUCCUUCGUUCUCUUCCACCAUGUGUCGUGUCCUUCUGCUGGCAGUGCGCCUUCCUGGCUUGCGUCUGUUGCCAGUUCCAGGGCAGUUGCGUCCACCCGCCUCGAGCUUGACCUCCUCACGGGUAACGGAUCAUCCGUCAUGGCUCCCGCAUACAAGGUAGAAGAGCUGCUCGCCUUACGCGACUCGGUCUCUGAAUCGGCCGUGUCGUUGGACAAGUUUGCAGAUGAGGAUGUGAUCAAAGAACACGUCCUACGUCCUACCGCUUCUGCGCAAUUGAUCGGCCGCAGGUCCGAUAGAAGCCUACGAUCUUUCGUACCCAGGGCGGCUGCAUCCGAGGCGCCUCGCGAGGUCACGCCAGAAGUCGUUCCAGCGACUGCGCCUACAGCGACCUACAAGCGACCAUCGCCAUCUCCAUCGGUCAAGCGCGGCAAGGCGGAGAGACUUCUCAAAGAACACGGUAGCCCUCCCGGUUUGCGAGUGACAGCAGGUGGGCGUAUUGUGCCUGGAGAUCUUCCACCGCUAGGUGCUCGACCCAGCUUCAACAUCUACAACCCUCAAGCUCUACGCGCCGCGCCUGGCAACAUCAUGGCUGCGCAGUCACAGGUGUCUUCGAACAACAGAGCUCGCAUUGAGGUCGUCGGUGGUCAGCCUAUUGUUGUUGUUGGCGACCGUAUGUUCGCCCUUCCAGCAGUGAACAGCGGACCUACAAUGCCCCCAACGACACCAGUGGCCGAUGAGGCACUUGCCAAACAGGUCAAUGAGACUGCCCCUCUCUCAGCUCAGGGUGCUCUGCCUGGGCUGUCGUUCGGUCCAUCGCGCGCCAGCUCUCAGACACCGUUCACAGGACUGGACCUUCCAACGCUCAAGGCCCAGCAGGCAGUCAAAAAGCAAGAGCUUCGAACCGUUGAACAGACCGAGGUAUUGCAAUCCAAUCACCAAACCGAAACUUGGAGAGCUUCCAUGAUCGAGAAAAAGAGGGGCCUGAUCGUUGAGCUUGACGCGCUACGCAAGCAUAUCUCAGCCCUUGAGUCGGAUCCUGCGACCGCGAACCAACAGAAUGCUUCAACGAAUGCAGUCGGCGCGAUGGCGGCACCAGCUCCUCUCUCUUCGUUCAUGCCUCCAUACCAGCAGCCACUCGCUCAAUCCAUGUAUGGGUACCCUGCAACGAACCCGUACGCGCCAAUGAUGAUGUACCCACCGCCUUUCGGUACGUUCCCAGGCUUUCCGAGCGUGGAUCCAGCGCCGUUCGUUCCACCUCCUGUGAACCCACUCCCGCACUCUCCUGGAUCGAUCAAUCGACGCUCGCGUGCCAUCGAGAUCAAGCCACCACACGAGGAGUCCAAGAAGCAAGCAUCGUCUGCCCUAGACCCCAAGAGCCCAACAUACGAGCCGAAGAGCGGUUCAGUCAAGGACACUGUUCCUCCUACACCUUCGCCAAACAAGCGCUCGCCUUGGCGUCAACAAGAAGCUUCUCAGUCCGGUGCACAGCCAAGCCGCACGCUAUCCCACAAGCCUAGCCUAUCGAGCGUAGACACUACGGACUUCUUUCCCACAAACACUCAUGAGCAUUCAUCCACUCGAGUGGCUCCCACGACUAGUGCACCCCAGCCAACCCGGGAUGAGAACAGAAUCGUUCCGGCGACUCCAGAGAAGAGCUGGCCCGCGAGCCCUUGGAAUGAGGACAACACAAGCCGAUCGAGGAAUGACGAGCCGGCACCGAAGAUCGGAUCUUGGCCGGAGGCAUUUGGGAAGCCACAAUCCCUCUCACCUCUGAAGCAAGAAGCAUCCAACCAGUUUUCCGUGCCAGCACAGAACCGUGCUUUGCAGACGAGUAGCAGCCUGCACACUGCUUCCAGCAACACCAUGCUUACUCAAGACCACGCUCAACAGCGAACCGCGACAGAGGAGAUCUGGCCGUUCAACGUGCCCAAAGCCGUGGCACACAUUCCUUCCACCUAUCAAGAAGGCUUCCAAGCCGGUUACGACCAUGUCGGCAUGCCUGACAGCCCCGAAGUGUUGCAAGGAUACAUCCAAGGUCUGCUGACUUUCCUAGCCGAUUCUUUGAACAAUCGACGUAGCAGCGCGUCUGCUCGCGAUUCACGUCCACAGACUGCCGACUCUCGCACGCCAUCGCUACAUGGCCUUGUCGCUAAUUCUACCCCACACGACUCCGCCAUCAGCAUGACGUUCAGUCGCAAUGAGGCUCCAGUGGGCAGUCAAGAGAAUGUGCGUACCAGCCAGGGGAAUGGGACUAUGAGCUCUCGUCGAGACUCCGCCUACAGUCCACAAGGCACUAUUCGUAACGCUCCAGCCUCCUUUGCUCCGGGCAUCGAGUUCACGCAGGAGCCCCAUCAGCUCAACGAUCUGAGCGCGAAGUACCCCAACCCUACCGGCCUAUUCCCCGAGAGGAUGUCUAAUGGUUAUCGACACGUCUCAUCGUAUCCGAGUCCCGAGAAUGAGAUGAACAAGAUACUGGAGAAAGGUAGUGCACCCCGCUCGAAUUUGCAGGCGGCGAACAGUGGUUUCGGCCGUCAGUUCUCUGGCAACCAGUUCGCCAAUCGCACCAACGCCAACCCUCAGACGAUGCAGCGCUUCUACCCAGUUCACAAGGAAAUCGGCCCCAGCGGACACGGUGGAAACAGCAUAUCCGCAGCUCGGCCUUUCGCUAACAACCGCGUCUCAGGGCUAGAUGGUGCCAUGGAUGAUCUGGCUGACUUGGUGAUGGAGACGAGCGUCGAUGAUCGCCGUUCGCCUGUCGGUCGUCCCGCUCAAUCAACUGCUGCGCCCACGUCUGUCGAUGCCGAAGAGACGGGUGCGUCUUGCUUCAAGCCUUCCGGCGGAAAGGGCAAGCAGAGGAUGACUUCUUCGCCAACUAAGCUUACUGGGUCCGCACAAGACACGGCGGCAUCUUCGCCCGCUAAUGCACCAAGCUCGCCCAAGAAGUCUGGUGAACACUCUCCUGCUAAGGCGAAGCUUGAGCAAGUGACCAACAGGUUCAGGCGCUCGAAGAAGGAAGACCCUCGUGGCAUGUCCUCGGAGGAGAAGGUGAAGCGUUCGGAGAAGUGGAGGAGGCGUUUCGACCACAUCAAGCAGACCGAGAAGGCUGAGAUUGAGGAGUACCGCGAGGAGGAGAGUCGCAGAAACGGCGGCCGACGCUGA